Liolophura sinensis is the source of this 1463-nucleotide messenger RNA. RefSeq names its product dynein assembly factor with WD repeat domains 1-like. The record is from RefSeq and is a predicted model, not a curated record. The transcript has 12 exons. The coding region runs from base 66 to 1313 and encodes 415 amino acids. Gene Ontology annotation, molecular function: ubiquitin binding. Gene Ontology annotation, cellular component: cytoplasm; nucleus. Gene Ontology annotation, biological process: ubiquitin recycling; proteasome-mediated ubiquitin-dependent protein catabolic process. Lineage: Eukaryota; Metazoa; Mollusca; Polyplacophora; Chitonida; Chitonidae.
AGUCGUCCAAGGUGCUCUGACACGAAAGCUUCUGUAGAAACCGCUUAGAAACCACGUUUUGAAGAAUGAGACUGAAACGAUUUCUCCUCCGAUACUACCCUCCAGGUAUCAUUCUGGAAUAUGAACAAGGAGGUAAACUGAAAACCAAAUCCAUAGAUCUGCUGGACUUGAGACCAGAGACGGACACUGAUGCUGUUGUUGAUGAGAUAUCUAGAAAAGAGCCUUUGAUAACAGCUUCAAAAGCGGAGCAAGUCCGGAAACUUAUUCAGCGCCUCCAGGAAAAGCUCGCUCAGAAAGAUGACCAUCACUUCUACCUGUUCAAAGUUCUACGAGCACAUAUUCUUCCGCUGACUAAUGUGUCAUUUAAUAAAUCUGGAUCCAGCUUCAUCACUGGAAGUUAUGACCGUACUUGUAAGGUGUGGGAUACAGCCUCUGGGGAAGAGCUACACACCCUGGAGGGACACAAGAAUGUUGUCUACGCUAUAGCAUUUAACAACCCCUAUGGGGAUAAGAUUGCUACAGGAUCUUUUGACAAAACCUGUAAGUUAUGGAGCGCAGAGACCGGAAAGUGUUACCAUACCUACAGAGGGCACUCUGCUGAAAUUGUGUGUUUGAGUUUCAACCCUCAGAGCACUGUGGUGGCCACGGGCAGCAUGGACAACACUGCCAAACUCUGGGAUGUGGAGACAGGACAAGAUCUUGGCACUCUAGCGGGCCACACUGCAGAGAUUAUCUCCCUUGCGUUCAACACGACUGGCACUCAGUUGAUUACAGGGUCAUUUGAUCACACAGUGUCAGUGUGGGAUGUGAGAAGCAGCAGACGUAUCCACACUCUGAUUGGUCAUAAGGCUGAGAUCAGUAGUGCACAGUUCAACUGGGACUGUUCCCUAGUGGCCACAGGCUCCAUGGACAAAACCUGUAAAAUCUGGGACACCUCUAACGGUCGUUGUGUGGGCACCCUGCGAGGACACGAGGAUGAAGUACUGGAUGUAGCCUUUGAUUUCACUGGUCAGCAUUUGUUGACAGCCUCGGCAGACUCCACCGCGCGCUGUUACAACGCUACCACUCAUAACCUCGUCUCCAAGUUUGAGGGCCAUGAAGGGGAGAUCUCCAAGAUAACCUUUAAUCCACAAGGUACGUCCGUUCUCACUGCCAGCUCUGACAAGACGGCCAGACUGUGGGAUCCAGAGACGGGGAAGUGCAAACAGAUCCUGGAGGGUCACACUGACGAGAUAUUCAGCUGUGCAUUUAACUAUGAGGGGAAUACCAUUAUCACAGGAAGUAAAGACAACACCUGUCGCCUGUGGAGAUGAGAGGUGGAACAAGUGUAAUCAAACCUGUUGUCAUCUGUCCGUCAAUACGAUGUCCAUGUUGAUGGAACAUCAACUGUCACUCUCAUUUCAUCACGGUUUGAGUAAUUGAAGAGAUGAUUUUUUGGAGUUUCGUGAGACAAAGGUUCAGUA